AGAAGGUGGCGGCUUUUGAUUUUUGAUGGAUCACUCGUGAUGCCAUGCAUGUCAUGUUCACCAUGUUCUGCUGGUUGGGCAGAAUCAGAACUUCGACUCUUGCAGAACAGAAAAAAACCUUGCGCGUUUUUGGGGCCAGGUCAGAGCUUGGCGGAGUUCAGGGAUCGAUAGGUUUCAUCAAGUUUCAUCGAGUUUUUAACUCCAAGUCUGUCACAUUUGAUUCAUUCACUUUGGACAGACUCAUGAAGCUCCAAUCUGCAGCACCUUUCAAACAGCUUCAAACAGCACCUCCUCGCCUCCUGUAUCAAGAUGGAGUGGUUCUCUGCAAUGGCUAUGGUCAUAUCUGGCCUCCUUUUGCUUCUUUGCCUGGUUGGCAUUCUAUAUCUCUUCCGGGUCUGGCUGCAGAGCCUGUGCGCCGAUUUGGACAAGCCUGCAUACACUCUGGGUGCUACUGAUUGGACGCGUCGCGUCUGCUCCUCAUGCUGCGGCGAUGAAUCACAAGAAGCAGGUCUGCUCCCGGCAUGCAAUUUCUCUGGUGAUGAAGAAGUAGUCCCGCAUCCUGGGCAGGAAGUGAUUGAUCAGGAAGAGGAUCAAGAGGGAGAGAAGGAGGUGGAAGAGAAGACACACCACCUGGAGGAGCUCAUCAGGGUAAGACUUAGAUGGGAGGCCCGUCUCAUGGUGGUCCUUCCCAUGGUGCCCUUUCUGGCGGCGCCAUGGACCAGCUGCACGGGCGGCAUGCCCAGCUGGGCAUACGGCCUGUACUUGCCUUUCCUCUUCAAGGCCAAAGUCUUAGAGGCUGUGAUGCUUCAGGAUCUGAACUCGGCGGCAGACCUUCGGAGUUUUGGCUUCUGGCUCUGGGGCCCUCUGGAGCACUUAGACAUGUUCACCGACGGUGCCAUGCCUCUCCAGGCCGCCUCCUGCGACCCGGCGGCCACCGAGCGCUUCGUCGCCGCCUUCCGGGGCUCGGGGCUGUCGGAGCUGUGGACCCCGCUGGCGGCGUGGCUGGGCUUGUCAGGGCUCAUGGCCUUGGCGUUUCUGUUGGCUACUGCCCUCCAGCAGGCGUUCAGUUCGACGUUGGAAGACUCAACGUUGAUGGCAGCACUGGGGGCAGACAUUGCAGGCCUUCAUGGCUUGUCUGCCUACUUCGAACGUGAUGCAAGUGUCAAGAACAAAAAGGUGAUGGUGGUGAUUUUGGUGAAGGUUUUAGCCGAGAACCUCCCCCAGCUCUUCCUGCAAUCGGCCUUUUUCAGCGCCUCCUUCAGCCGCUUCAGCGGCUGGGGUCGGCUGAAGAUCUUGAUGUCGAUGGGCCUUGGGAUCAUCAGUGUACUAAAGAAGCUGUCCAAGCUGGCCAUUGACAUGAUCUUCACCGUUUGGAGACAACCUGGAGAGCCACGCCAUGAGGGCUUGUGCAUCCUUGUGGCCUUCAUUCUGCCAGGACUUGGGCUGGUCGCUUGGGUGCUGGCCCGCAUCAUCAUGGCUCACCGUUGCGCGAGCCAUGAGUGGAACCUGGCCACGGGAUGUGCCGCCACCUUCAGCCAGGGGUGAACGUUUGUACCUGCUACCCUGGAUAGAUACCAAUUCCAGUCCAGGAUGCUAAAAGACAACAAUUAGCGACAUGGACAACAAAAGGUGGUUACAAGAUGUUAUAAGGUUUAGCAGGUAUAGCUUUGGAUGAGGACCGAUGCUGUGAGACCUCAAGUCCAGGAUGACUGGGUCGACCGUCGGAACCGACUGAACCCUGUGAGACCCAGCAGGUGUGAUGGGAAGUGUAGCGCAAGAGAUGCGGAACAUCUACCAGCACUAUCCCAUCUUGAGUGGAUAUUGGAAGGAACACGAAGGAACAUACCUCAUCAGAACGGUCCAUCCACGAAAACCAUCAUCGGCGCGAAACCGGCGGACCUUGGUCAACCAGCUGGACCGGGUGGCUUCAUGGAGCUUCGAAGUCCAGUUCCGAACGUGUUCAGGACGGGUCAGCUGGGUCACCGAAGCUCU
Molecule: messenger RNA, 1992 nt
Organism: Durusdinium trenchii
Lineage: Eukaryota; Dinophyceae; Suessiales; Symbiodiniaceae
Source: the annotation of a GenBank genome assembly